Anoplopoma fimbria (sablefish) is the source of this 11043-nucleotide messenger RNA. RefSeq names its product transcription activation suppressor family member 2 (gene tasor2). The coding region runs from base 415 to 10014 and encodes 3199 amino acids. NCBI's taxonomy places the organism in Eukaryota, Metazoa, Chordata, Actinopteri, Perciformes, Anoplopomatidae. The transcript has 22 exons. Gene Ontology annotation, cellular component: nucleoplasm. Gene Ontology annotation, biological process: negative regulation of gene expression, epigenetic. The record is from RefSeq and is a predicted model, not a curated record.
CGCAGUGGCAGACUAGCUCCACCACCACCCAGUAUGGUGUAGACUUUCAAGAUGGAGGUUUCUCCUCGAUAGGUUUCUGUUUCUAUUUCAGAACGUUCGAUGCCCGCGCGGAUCACCCGCCGUUCGAACCUCAAAGCUCGCUUGUGUUCGAAACGCGAUUCUUUAUUCGACCCACGUGGGAUUAAAUGGACGGCUUUCUCCCGUGCUUUCUGCGCGUUCGCCGCGGUGCUUAUUCUGUAACUUCCUGGUUGUCGCAUUUAACAUGUCAGUCGAAACUGCGGCGAGAGCUCGAGUUACUUUGAAGGGAUCCGAGGACAGAGGACACGCGCGACUUUAUGUCCCUAAUGUGAUGUUUGAAGACUGUUUCCAGAGAAGGGAGAAAGGACAGAGACAGAUUUCAUAAAGUCUUCAGCGAUGGAAAGUGGGAAUGGUGGUGCCUCGAGUAAAGGUGUUUUGGUGCCUGUCUCAGAGAGAUCUGACGUCUUUCAAAGCAGUAUUGUGGCUCCACUUAGAAGUGCGUACUUGUAUGAGGAGUCUAAACUAUCCUUCAGGUACAAGUCGGCUUUCUCGGUUAAAAAUCCAGCUCUGGAAGAAAAGUAUCAUGCUUUCCGAGAAAAGAGAAGAGAAGUAGGUUAUUCAGAAGAGGAUCUGAAGGAGUCCUAUGGGUUUUUGCUGUUUGACGAUUUCAACAAGGCUAAUGCACUGGGAGAAACUGGUGUGCUCACUGGAAACAGCACAUGUACAACUCUGGGAGAUCCCUUGAAAGGUGUUUACAUAUCAAUGUACUCUGACUGUCUGGAUCUGAAUCGCUGGUACCAUGGGAAGUCUGGAUACAUUGCCAUCAUCAGGCUGACAAAGGGUAGAGUUAAAAAGGUUUUAGAGAACUACACCCAGAACUUCACAACGCCCACGGUUGGGUUUGACUGUCAUGUGUCCGAACAGUUGCCCUUAGUAUCUUCCAAAACCAGCUCCUUCCUAGCAUUUGAGAGAACUCAAUAUUACAUGUAUGAGCUGCUAGAUGAUGGAAGCAAUGUAACUACUCAAUCUCCCAGCGCUGCCUGUCCAAUAGCCAUUGUGUCAUUUUCAUAUACGGAUACCAAAGCAACACUUGAAGCACCAGAGGAGAAAAGUGAGGAGAAAAAACUCGGUUGUCAAUACUUUUCGUGGAAGGGUCAGCUUCAAAUAGGCCCACAGUUCUAUGAUGUUGGGCUGCGAUACACAGCACAGGCCUUGAUCCCUGCAGUACUGCCACCAGUGGUUAAAAUAGACCGAGCCAUUUCCAUGUUCAAUCUACGACUGCUGCUGCCAAGGGCUGUCUUUGAAACCUGCUUUUCUGGAGAAGUCUUUCUGGACAGCUUAUACUUCAGUCUGUGUGAGUUGGUUUCUUCUGAGGUGGCAGAAACUCACUCACUCUCUCUACUUCUGCGUGAGAUCAAGGAGAAAGAUCUUGCUCUCUCUUAUCAGCUUAAUGAUGGUGGUUUUCUUAUCCUGUUGCACUCCUCCUAUUUCCUCACAUAUGGUGAUACUUGGUCAAGUGUGACUGAUGGCCUGCAAGCCAUGUUUGUGUUUCCAAACUCACAAGUCAUACAGAGAGACACAAAAUUUCGAGAGAAAAAGCUUGCCAUCUCCUCUGAGAUCCUGCAGGUUCUACCGGUGCUAUGUUAUGCAGAGGGCGAAGUUGAGAAAACACCACUUGAUCCAAGUGAAGAACUCUGUGAAGUCUUGGUGCAGCAUAUGCAGAGUUACGCAUCACUGAUAAAUCCUGGCUUGGCAGUCAUUCCUACAAGGGAAGUCAGCUUCUUUCCUGAUCAGUAUGAUGUGCCGGAUGCCCACAAGCACCUCUACUCAUCUCCAGAUUGGACUAACAGGGCAUGGCAGAGCUUCAUGUCAUACCUGAGCAAACCAGACUCUUUUCAACUGCCGGUGUCCAAGGCUUCAGAAAUCCUGGUGGCUGGACAAGAGGAGAGAAUGGAAGACCUUGAUGAUGAUGUCUACAUCUGUCUGUCAUCUCCCGAGGAGCCACCAGCCAUGCCUGAUAGCAUGGAGUCAGAAGACCAGUUGACAGAUCAGAUAUCUCCUGUUAACGGCGAAACACCUGUGGACAGUUGUAUAACAAGCGCAGGAUCACCAGUUGACUUAACUGUGCCUCGAAAUGUUGUACCAGAUGAUGUGCAAGCUGGAGAUGCAACCAAAGACACUGGCAAAUCUGAUCUGAGUGUGCUGAUCAAAACUGAUGAAAUGGGGGCAAAUAAUCUCCUGGUUCCUUCUCAAUCAAAUGGCCUUCCUGCAGAGCUGAUUGUCAGCAUAACUUCGGCAGAGAAAACGGUCACUGAUGAGAGUUUAAGUGUGAUAAGUACUAUGUCCGCCACAAAGCACAAUGACUUUCAGCUUUCUGGUUUUCCAACAGCCAAAUUACACACGGAAGGAGUGAACUCUCUGAAUGAUGAGAGUGUUACAACCAAAACGGUUUUGCAUUGCCCUGUGGUCACAAAGCUCACAAAAACAAAACGGAGGAAACUACGCAGGGGACAUCCAAAAAAUCCGAAAAAGUUAUCUAAACCUUUCAUUGGACCUACCAGUUUACAAAUACCAGCGGAGGAUGACAAGUUGAAGAGUCCGAAGGAAAACCAGGCAAAGGAAUCAUCAGACGCCCCAGAGUUCAGUCAUCCUUCAAAUAUUGAUCGGAGGAAAGUAAAAAUGCGACAGUGCAAAUUUAGAAAUCAACCAUCACAAAAUGAAACGGUUAGUUCUGCUUCUGUUGGAUUAGUGGUACCAGAGGAGGAAAAAACAGACCCUGGACAGCAGAGCUUGGAAACCACUAUUACAAUGGACUUUGAAGCUUGUCCUAUGAGGAAGAAAACGGAGCGCUGGGACUUAAAGCCAGUCAUCAGCGAAUGUGGAAGAAUCUUGGUUCCUCAUGGCUCUGUAGACUUUGCUGAUCAGAUUAAGUCUUUAAAGGAUAAACUUCGAUGUAAAAAAGAUGAACAGUGUCCUGAAAAAAUGUUGGUUGAUACCUCUGUGACUGCUAAUGACUCGGAUGAAAUGGUGCAAGAGUCCAGUCCUACUCCAGAAACAGCAGUGGGUGAAACAGAGGCAACAACAUCCAACGAUGGAGGGAACCAUCUUCAACAUGUUGUUGUUGUCAGUGAUGUUAAUCCUGAACACAACGUUUUAGGAUCGUCAGAGGAUGGCAAUGGUUCAUUGACUCUGAAUUCAGAGAGCAGUGAGCAUUUUUCAAAGACUGAUGGCACGGCAACCCCUCCCUCAGAAGCAGUUAAAGAAAAUCACACUAACACCCUCUCUCCAGGAAAGAACGCCAAAAAGGGGGAAUUUCUGUUGAGUAAAUUGAAAUCGGUUCUUCUACGAGGGAAGAGAAAAACGGAUAUCCUUGUUUCAGAGAAAACGACUGCAGAUACUGCCCAAGACACUGAGCCCUGUCUCAAAAAGGGCAAAGUUGAUUCACACGCUGGAAACCUGAAGAGUAAUUAUGCAAUUACAAGUGUCAAGGACACCAGUGCGAGUGUCAAGGAAGUUUCAGAGAUGCUGUCAGUUGACCCUAUUUUUGCAUUUGCAUUAGGUCUGACCCCUAAAGCGAAAGCAGAUAAGAUACAGGAAACUGAGUGUCGGGAUACUCGACAAGAGCAAACCAUUCUCGAAAAACAAUCUCAAAUCAUUCACAGACCUCCACCAAUCUUUUCGCGAAGGGGAAGGAUUAAAACGCUCAAAAAGCAUCAAGCCAUCUCUACAGAAUAUGUCAAAAAGAAAUGGUGGUUACAUUUUCAAACCCCAGCUUGUUUUGCCAGUGAAACGCUCAAAAACAAAGAGUGUACUAGAGAUAAUUCUGUCAGGAAGCCUGUUAAGGAAAAAAUGCAGAGUGCUUGCUCAUCUACAGAUGCUUUGAGCUUACUUGCUGACUUGGCACUCAGUGCCAGUAAUGAACAGGUCCCACCACAACCAGACCCAGCACUUGAGAGAAAAACUGAGACAAGUUUGAAGAAGGGUGACCUUUCGAAAAAUCUUACCAGUGCUGAGCAAGAGUCAGUUCUUCAUUCUCUGCUUAGACAGCCUGCUGCUACAACCAUGCAGCCUCUUGACUCUACUUCACCAAACCAUCUUGUGGAAGGCAGUGAAUGGGUUGGUUUGGUAUCUAAAGAACAUGCUUACUCAUUGCCCCCGUCUUCCUCUUUACUGUUGGGUUUGCCAGGUACACCUUUCCAGGUAUCCCCUUUAAGUGGUUCUUCCAGACUGCUGCGCCAUCACCAGACAAUGUAUGGCAAUGGAAUUAAAACACUACAACCCUCUGUCGGCCAGGAAAACGGUAGUGAACAAAACAACAGGAGUCCAGAAUACCUGAACAAACAAAUGAUGCGCAGAAGAAAGUUCAGACACGCCCGCACCUUUGUUGACAAGGAUGGAUCUAUCCAAGUCACAAAGCAAUGGAAAGAAAACUAUGACUUUAGUCAAGACAGCAAGUUUACAAAUGACUCGAAGGAUAGAACUGUUGUCCGAGCCUUACAUGGCCCAUGGGAUUUCUCCAUGCAAGACACCAAUGAAGAGGUUCGGCUCAUCGUCCACAUGUGGAUAGGUCUGUUCUACAGCCGGUCAACAGCUAGGUUCUUUCAUGUUGACCCAUACCCGCAUUCAGAAGAGAGUUAUUCUUUCGAGAUGUCCAGUGGAAUGGUGCCAGAUCAGUCUGAGCUCAAGGCCAAAUCAUUUGGUCCUUUCCUGAGUUUUACAGACACUUCGAUUUCAAAAGCUGUGGACUUCAGCAAAAAAGACGACUCUAUGUUGGACCAAUGGUCAGAGAUUUUGGACUUGUCACUGAGAAACUCCAAUGCAGAGAUUGUCAGUCCAGAUCCACAAGUCAACAGAAAAGAGACUUCUGUGUCCAUUGUUCGGAAAGAACCAUUGAACACACUCGAGUCAUCCGUGGGACCACAGGAGGAAAUCACAAUACAGCGUUCCAAAAAGGUGGUACCAUCCGCAGAGAUCAUUCAUGAGGUGAAUGAUUUCAGAAGUGCCUUAGAAAAAAAGAGGACUUGUACCCCUUUGCAAAAAGCUGGGAGCCUGGAGCACACUGAUGUACCAUCUUGUAAAGAUGAUGGAACAAUCAUUUUGGUAAAAGAAGAAAUGGAAAUGGUAUCUGUUCAGCCAGAAAAUAAUCAAACUGCGUCAGGAACUAGCCACGUGUUAUUUGGAUGCAACAAUAAGAAGACGGCUAUGAAAGAUGGAAUAGAAAAUUCAGAAGCUACAGAGACGACUUUAGUCCAAAAACAUGGAAGGGAUUCAUCCGAAUCUGUGAAAGACGAAGAGGUAGACUCCAACAGAGAAGCAGGUGAUGUGCUUCAUACAGUUGAGCAUGAUGAAACUGAAUCCAAAGAUGGGGAAAAAAUGGAAGUGAAAGAAAAGCCAUACCAAGAAGGCAAUGUAGAACCUUCUCCACAGGUGAUUCAUACAAAUGAGGAUCCAACACGAAAAGAAUUGAGUAUAGUGUGCAAUGGAAAUGUUUUGGAAAAUGAGAAGCAGUUAUCUGAGGAGGAGCCUAAAGCAGUUUCACCAGGCAACUCUGAAAAUGUCAAUGAUGAUGUGGAUUGUCGUGCAAUGCACAAAGGUAAAGUGACUGAAGAUGAAGAUCACAUUGGAAAAGAGGAUGGACCUGAUGAGAAAGACAGUUGUGUUUCACCUAUGGAAACUGACAGUGAUUUGAGUGACUCCAACAGAGAAGCAGGUGAUGUGCUUCAUACAGUUGAGCAUGAUGAAACUGAAUCCAAAGAUGGGGAAAACUGGGAAAUGAAAGAAAAUCCAUACCAAGAAGGCAAUGUAGAACCUCCUCCACAGGUGAUUCAUACAAAUGAGGAUCCAACACAAGAAGAAUUGAGUAAAGUGUGCAAUGGAAAUGUUUUGGAAAAUGAGAAGCAGUUAUCUGAGGAGGAGCCUAAAGCAGUUUCACCAGGCAACUCUGAAAAUGUGAAUGAUGAUGUGGAUUGUUGUGCCAUGCACGAAAGUAAAGUGACUGAAGAUGAAGAUCACAUUGCAAAAGAGGAUGGACCUGAUGAGAAAAACAGUUGUGUUUCACCUAUGGAAACUGACAGUGAUUUGAGUGACUCCAACAAAGAAACAGGUGAUGUGCUUCAUACAGUUGAGCAUGUUGAAACGGAAUCCAAAGAUGGGGAAAACUGGGAAAUGAAAGAAAAUCCAUACCAAGAAGGCAAUGUAGAACCUCCUCCACAGGUGAUUCAUACAAAUGAGGAUCCAACACAAGAAGAAUUGAGUAAAGUGUGCAAUGGAAAUGUUUUGGAAAAUGAGAAGCAGUUAUCUGAGGAGGAGCCUAAAGCAGUUUCACCAGGCAACUCUGAAAAUGUGAAUGAUGAUGUGGAUUCUUGUGCAAUGCACGAAAGUAAAGUGACUGAAGAUGAAGAUCACAUUGGAAAAGAGGAUGGACUUGAUGCGAAAGACAGUUGUGUUUCACCCAUGGAAACUGACAGUGAUUUGAUUGAUCAACCAGUACCUAUGAUGAGUGAUUGCCCAGACUCUGUAAAGGUGGAUUGCAUCACAGAGAGUAAUCCAGAACCACCAUUGGAUGAGCAACCACCUCAAGCUGACAACAAAGAAGAUGCCUGCCAUGAUUUGCAGUUGAAAAAGCUGUGUGCAGAUGGCAGUGUGUUGACAGAUGAACAUGACAUUUCAGAAAAAUGUCCUCAUGCUCCAUCAGAAAUGGAUCCUUUUUCUUCUGAACCUGCAGUUGAGAAACAUUCAGAAAAUGAUACAUGUUUGGCAGAUGAGGUACAUUAUCAGAAGUCAGCAUUACCCAUGUCCGAUGAAAACAAGUGCACAGAUGGGCCUAUUCUCCAGACAAAUGACAGUGUUGAAAAAGGAAGCCAAAACAAAGUAAUGGCAAACUUCAAUCGGAGUAGUGAUGAUCAUGAAAUUCGAGAUACCAAAUCAAUCAAGGGAGAACAAGAUGUUGAUAACACAACUGAAAAAGAACAAUUUUCUCAUCAGACUCAUUCCCCUCAGUAUGAAGCUGAAGUGGAACUGUCUAAAGAAACAGAUCUCAAACAGAUCGACAAAACAAAGGAGGCAUUGGAAAAGAUCCAUCGUGAGGUUGUCAUUCCAUUUAUUGGAAUAGACACCUCUGAGGAGGAUACAGUACAACCACAUGAUUCACACUCACAAGGCAAGGUUGAAGAAGUGGUUCAAGGCCAGGAAGAAAUACCAUUCAUCGGUAAAAGUAUCUACCCUGAAACUGACCAACCCACAGGAGUAUGCAGUGCAUCUCAAAUGGACACUCGGAAGGCAGACCUGUCCUCUGGCAAAUUAUCACUUUCACUUAUUGAUGCAAGUGAUACAAACCAUCCAGGAAGUGACUGGGACGACCGAUGCUCCACCCCUACUAUGGAUGAGAAACCAUUUGAGGACUUCAAUUUCUCUGGCUCUAGUAGUACUAGUGUUUCUGCCUUUAGUGGUAGUGAAACCUCCAAAAACAUGACUCAGAAACGUCUUAGUAGAGGCUCCACAUCCAUAAAGGAUGAGAUGCCUCAGAAGUCUACGGUUGAUGCCAACCCUCAACCUGAUCUUCAUCCUGAUGUUGAACUAAGAACUCUUAGAGUUCUACAAAGUAUAAGCACGUUCCUCUCCAAAUCAAGCCACAGUGACACUUCCAGCCAGAUUGAAACACCUGAAAUGAAACCCACUCUUGAUCAAACCACUUACCCCAGAAGCAAGAACAUCAACACUGGCUUUGCCCAAAGCCAUAACUCAUUUGACUCCAAAGCCAAGAAAAUUAGCAAUACAGCACCAGCUGUGGUGUUAGCCUCUACCUCACAAGAACUGUACCCAGAAUCAACAGGUCACUUUAUUAUAUCACCUUUCAAAAGUAAAUUAGAGGAAGUACUUGGUGUUAAGUUGCAGCUACAGAAAACUGACUCAUCAGUUCAUCAACGCGUUUUUGAAAAAACAAAAAAGAUACAGGAAACCUCCGCAGGGAAAGCUUAUUGUCAAACCUACAGAUCUGUUCCCUCUACUGAGAGUUUGAAAGCUAUUAACCCAAAUUUUGACCAAGAUACACAUAAAACAACAUUACAGACCAAUUUAAGUAAUGAACCACGUUCAUACAGUCAGCGUCCUGUCAUGGCAGUGAAACCGUCUAAGAGUGAUGAAAGUCAAGGGGAUUACAGCGCUAAAGACGGACAAAUUGAAAGUGCUGUAGCGUCACAUUUCUCCAAAGAUAAAGAGGCUAAAAACUCCAAAGUCACAUACACCAUACCCACUACCAUGCUGUUGGUGAAAAACCCAGAAAUUCUCAGAACAACCUCUGAAGGAGUAUAUGAUGACCAACAGGAGGCCAGUGGGCUUUCUUCAAGGAGCAGUUUGUCAUCAUAUGUUAGUGACAGUACGUCACAAGACAUUUCAAAAUGUAACCAGAUUUCCUCGUCAUCUAUCUCCGGCAUGUCUUUCGAAUCUGCACAAAGUUCCUCUAAGCUUGAUGAUGGAAACCAAGGUUCAGUUGAGAAAGUUGGACAAACGACUAAAAAGAGCAUUCAGAUAAAUCAGAAAGACUGCACUGAUGCAUCAUCUUCACACGCAGACUACAACGAUACCGGCAUACUAGUCGACAGUCUUUUAUUGGGACCUGAAAGCUCACUCAUUUGUACGGUCUAUAACACCAGCCGGAAGAGAUCUUAUUCUUUCCUGGAGCAGGUUUCUCGGAGGUGCAUACAAGAUGACCUCACCGAGGCAUCAAUGGAGCAGGAGUGCCUUAUCUUCUCAGAAAACAUGAAACAGCUUCUGAAAAAGAGUAAGACAGGACCCAUCAGCCAACAGGACCCACAUGACGAACUGGAUUUGUCUUGCGCCAGUCCAGUGACGGUGCACUUUUGCAGUUUAGAAGAGCAGGAUGAUUCGGUGGAUCACUUGAACACAUAUUUGGACACUCCAUCACUUGUUGGACAAAAAAUCAAGGUAGACUUGUCUGAGAGGCUAGACCUGAUAUAUUCCACAGAGGAAGAAAAUACUUUGCAUCUUCAAAACACUUCUCAAGGAGCAGGAAACCCGAUGGAACAUGCUGGAGUUUCUGGCAUGACUUCAGAGUGUGCCCAGCAGUACAAGGCAAUGAUGAAUGACGUAUGUGCUGUCAAAAAGGUCCCAUCUAGACCUAAGCACUUCAGAAUGGAUAGAGGAUACCCAAACACUGAACCAGGCAACCAUUUUGACUUCUGUGAUCAAAUGAAGAGGGAGCUGGACAAAAGUUUUCGCAGUAAUCUGAACUCCGUUGUGAAGAAAUCCUGUAAAACAAAGUACAGAUUCUACAUAUUAAUGACGUCAGAUGAUCCCUUCUUUGAGGAAACCAAGGCACAGCUAGAGGCAGAGGGCCACACUUCUGUAGAGCCGUCCCAGUUCUUCCUUGGUGAGGAUAGUUCUUCAUCUCUACUCAUCAUCCUCAGGAAUGAAGACAUUGCAGAGCACAUUUGUGAGGUCCAACAUUUGCUCAAGCUGAAGACGUCACCAGAUGUGCAGUUUGCUGGCAUUGACGAACCAGAUGAUGUUGUGAAUCUCACCCAUCAGGAGCUCUUCAUGAGGGGAGGCUUCAUAAUGUUUGAUAGCGCAGCACUGGAGCCCCUCAGCCUUGGCAACAUGAAACAAAUGUUUGAAAUCUUGCAAGAGUUAAGCAGAACAGGGAAGUGGAAAUGGAUGAUGCAUUACAGAGACAGCCGUCGUCUGAAAGAGAAUGCGAGGUUGAGUGCAGAGGCAAAAGAGAAGAAGAACUUCCUAAACUUUUGCCAAGAAUCUGGAAUAUUAGAAGUCUUGCCUUAUCAUGAGUGUGACCUCAUGUCGAGAGAUCUGCCCGACUAUCUCACAUGUUUGGUCCGUUUGCAGGUCCAGAAUAUAUCGGCCCGUUACCCUGUUUUUAUAACCGAUACAACAACAGACAGCGCGUUCGGAAAGAAUGGAAUUUUAACGAUGACGUUCGACUCUUUCCUGACGUACUCUCCGAGCAAACCAUUUACAGCCUGACCUGGAAAAAGUCAGAUAACGCACAAUCUGUGCAAGAACGAAACAAUGAAAACCUCACUGGAUGUGAGGAGACACCCACAAACUACCAUUUUAUGGUGAUUUCAAAUGUACUACAUCGUAUGGAGCAAUAAUUAUUGAUUUAUUCUUUGACCUGUUUUUUUGUUUUGUUUCAUUUGUCCACUAAGUUAUCAUUCGGUUAUGGAUAGAGUGACAAAAAUGCCAAUAUACAGGCAGUUGUACUGUAUAUACUGUAUGCAUUUUGUAAUAUAUUUUUAUUGUAAAUUGUUUUUUUACAGUUUAUAGUUUGUGUUCUUUACAAUCUUGACUUCUUACAUUUGCAGCACAAUCAUUGUUAGUGUUUGUUUUACGUACAUUUUGACAACAAAGCUAAAUUAGGCAGUUUUCAAAUGGUGUAUAUUUUAUAUAUUUAAGUAUGCUAAGGUACACUUGUCCAGGUGUAGUGAUCCUUAACUCAAAAUGUUGAUAAGGAGCACAACAAUUUAGCAUUAAUACUAAGAAAUGUAUAUGUCUAUAUUUCAUGACUCUCUACAGAGCAGUUUGACUGAGAAUAAAAAGGUUUCUGUAAUUGUUUUGCUUUAAAGAAAAUCACCCAGGCUGAGCCUGAAUACACACAGACCACCCUAACGGGAAAAAAAGGCAUAUGAAAAUGUUAACAAUGGGAUGAAAUGGUCUGCUCCUCAAAAGAGCAAAUUAACUGUCUUUAAAAUUAGUGUGUAGGUAAAUUAAACAGUCAUAAAACCCCCAAUGGAAAAUUUUAAGUAAGAACUUUAACCAGGAGAGGGCCUCACUGAGAAUAAAAAUCUCCUCGACAGGAGUGUUCUAGACAAGACAGCAGCAGCACGUCAUACAGAGGUUGCAAAACCUAAAGGUCAUAAUGUUAUACUGAAUUACAUAAAAUAUGAUAAGCAGGUAUGAUCAGAAGAUAAUGUACAACUGAUAAGACAAGUAAAGUGCAAUUGAGUGCAAAUCUUCGGAGGGUCUGUCUGACUCUACCAUUGCUGGAAUAUU